Centruroides sculpturatus (bark scorpion) is the source of this 1963-nucleotide messenger RNA. RefSeq lists its product as uncharacterized. The coding region runs from base 99 to 1580 and encodes 493 amino acids. The transcript has 4 exons. Gene Ontology annotation, molecular function: chitin binding; hydrolase activity, acting on carbon-nitrogen (but not peptide) bonds. Gene Ontology annotation, biological process: carbohydrate metabolic process. Gene Ontology annotation, cellular component: extracellular region. NCBI's taxonomy places the organism in Eukaryota, Metazoa, Arthropoda, Arachnida, Scorpiones, Buthidae. The record is from RefSeq and is a predicted model, not a curated record.
GCUUGUCUAACUUGUCGUAACAAGUAUUGCUCACUAGACUACGUAGCCGAACAAUAUACAGAGAAGAAUUUUAUUGUGCUGCUAGGAUAAUUUAAACGAUGUGGAUAUACUUUGUGGAUUGGUGUCGGUUGAGUUUUAAUGCCUUCUUGCUACUUGGCCUUUUUCACCUCGUUAUAAACAGCCCAUCGAGAAGACAUAAACGAGAAGAUGACGAUUUCGAGUGCCCGUUUCCAGACGGUUUAUUUGCCGAUCCAGAAUCGUGCAGAAAAUUUAUUAUCUGCGCGGGUGGGCAUCCUUUCACACAAAAUUGUCCUCCAUCUCUUUAUUUCGAUGACAUAAAAAAGUUUUGCACAAGAAAAACUAAAGAACUGGCUUGCGGGCCUGUAACCACAACAACAACAGAACCUCCUGCACCCGAUCCUUUAGCGGCCCAAAAAUGUGAUACGUCUCAAUGCAAGUUACCAGACUGUUUUUGUAGUUCUGAUGGAACGAGAAUUCCAGGAGACUUAGAUCCUAGUGAAACUCCACAAAUGAUUUUUAUAACUUUCGAUGGUGCAAUUAAUGGUUUAACAUACGAUAAUUAUCGAUCAGUUUUGAAUGAAACUAGGAAAAAUCCUAAUGGAUGCCCGAUAAAAGCCACAUUUUUCGUUUCUCAUGAAUACAGUAGCUAUUUUCAUAUACAGAAAUUUUAUUCCCUUGGACACGAAAUUGCAAUCCAUUCAGUUAGUCAUCGAGGACCAGAAGAUUGGUGGACCAAGGCUUCUUAUGAAAAUUGGACUGAAGAAAUGGUUGGAAUGAGAGAAAUUCUUCAUAAAUUUGGCAAUGUAUCCCGUGACUCUCUCCUUGGAGUCAGAGCACCAUAUUUAAAACCGGGAGGCAACGUCAUGUUAAAUAUGAUCUACGAUUAUGGUUUUGUUUACGAUAGUUCCCUAGGAGCACCUAUGAGUACGACUCCUAUUUGGCCCUAUACUUUUGAUUAUAAGAUUCCUCACCGAUGCUUAUCGGGUAAUUGUCCUACUCAGGCAUUUCCGGGAAUAUGGGAAAUGCCGCUUAACACACUUCAUAGCGAGGAUGGAACGGGUGGUACCUGUGUGUUAGCAGAUCAAUGUGUAUUUUCAGAAGACGACAAUAUCAUAUACGAGUUCUUGAUGGAAAAUUUCUUGCGUCACUAUUCGACAAAUAAGGCUCCAUUUGGACUGUACUUCCACGUCAACUGGUUUAAUGAGCGUGUUAAAAUUAAAGCCUUAACCAAAUUUAUAGAAGCAGUGUUAACCAAAUACAAAGAUGCUUGGUUUGUCACUAUGCAACAGGCAUUGUUAUGGUUGAGAAACCCUACUCCAAAUUCGCAGCUGGCUAAUUACGUUCCCUGGCAAUGCGAAACGAGAGAACCGGCAUGUAAUCUUCCAAAUACGUGUGCACUUCCAUUUACUGCCGGUUACAUCAAUGAAAUUCGUUAUAUGGAAACAUGCACCGAAUGCCCCUUAAAGUAUCCUUGGCUAGGAAAUUACGAUGGCUCUUUCAAAGGACAAAAAAUCGUAGAGCUGGCUCGUGAUAACGAAGCAUCCAAAAAGAAGAAAUAGAUGAACUUUUAAGAUGAUUAUGUUUCUUCUUUAACUGUAAAUAACCAGUUCUUGUAUUGAACGAUAAGGCGAUGUGCCAAUCAUAUUUUUUUAUACAAUGACUUUACAGAAUAUAAACAUAUUUUCGUUUACUGAUUAAUCGUGUUGCAAUUCUACACGAGAAUAUAUAUAUAUAUAUAUACGUUGAGAAUGCUUAUAGAAAAAUCCCUCCUAAACGAAGAGGUUAAUCUAACUAUGGGAAAAUGUUAGAUUAGAUAGAAUUAGAUUUAUAAGUAUUACUUAUUUCAACAUUUAAUUAACGAUAAUUAUAUUCAUUAAAUUAUCAUUUAUUUCAUAUUUUAUAAUGUAUACAAUGAGAAAUUUGAGAAUUUCUUUGAUAAUUU